Molecule: messenger RNA, 3613 nt
Organism: Entelurus aequoreus (snake pipefish)
Lineage: Eukaryota; Metazoa; Chordata; Actinopteri; Syngnathiformes; Syngnathidae
Gene: nalf1a
Product: NALCN channel auxiliary factor 1a
Exons: 3
Coding region: 485-1996 (503 amino acids)
Biological process (GO): calcium ion import across plasma membrane
Cellular component (GO): plasma membrane
Molecular function (GO): stretch-activated, monoatomic cation-selective, calcium channel activity
Source: RefSeq, a predicted model, not a curated record
UUGUUUUGUAGAGUAGAACAGGAAACAGCAGUCCUUGUCGUGUCCAGUCUGACGCAUUUGUGCAAACACGCACUGUAGCCUGGCCAACAUGGCGGACACUUGACGGCGGGAUGAAGAGGCUCAGUGAGGGCUUGAAGAAGCAAAGAGCGGCUCCUUUCGCCAACAGCUUCACCAUGUCGGAAGGGGACAGCGACCAUAGGCGACCGAGGCGUCGGUGAGCGUUUGGCUAAGAAGCGCUUGCGAGGCCGCGCCGAGGAGAGAAGCGGGGCGGCAGGAGGAAGGAGGCAGGAGGUAGGAGGCAGCGGCCAUGGAGGAUGCGGCCCGGCCUUCCCAGCCUUUUCAUCCGGGCGGACAUUAAAGCGGGCCCGCCUUCCCAGCCUUGUCAUCCGGGCGGACAUUAAGGCAGGCCGGGAGCAGUCAGCAGCCAAGCGGAGUCCAAGUCCAUGAGUGCUGCGGCACAGGAGCCACGGUGGGGUCCCGAAAUAUGAGCAGCGGUGCUGGGACGUGUCGGCAGCAAGAUGACGGCGACUGGCUAGAAGCUCUACGCGACAACCAGAAGCCUUUCAGUCGGCAGCAACAUGACGGCGACUGGCUAGAAGCUCUACGCGACAACCAGAAGCCUUUCAGUCGGCAGCAACAUGACGGCGACUGGCUAGAAGCUCUACGCGACAACCAGAAGCCUUUCAGUCGGCAGAAAGAUGACGGCGACUGGCUAGAAACUCUCCGCGACAAGCAGAAAGAUGACGGCGACUGGCUAGAAACUCUCCGCGACAAGCAGAAAGAUGACGGCGACUGGCUAGAAACUCUCCGCGACAAGCAGAAAGAUGACGGCGACUGGCUAGAAACUCUCCGCGACAAGCAGAAAGAUGACGGCGACUGGCUAGAAACUCUCCGCGACAAGCAGAAAGAUGACGGCGACUGGCUAGAAACUCUCCGCGACAAGCAGAAAGAUGACGGCGACUGGCUAGAAGCUCUCCGCGACAAGCAGAAGUCUUUCAGCGACUGUGAGAGGGCGCAGAGAUGGCGACUGUCCUUGGCCUCCCUCCUCUUCCUCACCGUGCUUCUCUCCCAUCACCUGUGGUUCUGCGCCGAGGCCAAGCUGGCCCGCAGCCGCGAUAAGUCCAGCCUCUCCCCGCAGACACGCUCCGCACGCCGCAGCCUCGCAGACGACAUUUUUGUCGGAAACUCCAGCCAACAUUUGUGUUGCCAGAAGGACACCUGCUUGACUUUGGCCGACGCCGACCACCUGUGCAGGCUGCUGUCCCACAACGAGGUCAACAUGAGCCACUUGUACCUCUCCUUUUGUAACUCCUACUCGCUGCUGGACUUGUUCUUCGGCUCCAGCAGUCCAGACCACCUCAACUGCAGCCUGGACGUGCUGGCCGACCGCGACACGAGCCGCUGCAGUCUGUGCGUGCAGGCCUACCAGAGCCUAGACCUGCACGCCCAGGAGAAGUACGACGACUUCGAGCUCCUCACUUGGAAGUACGAGCCGGCCUUGUAUUCGGUGCGGAGCUGCAUGAGCCAGUGCAAGACAGCGUACAAGCCCUGGCUGUGUGCUCAGUACUUCCACAGCAGCCAGCAGUCAUGUGACACAAAGGUGUCAUGCCAGCAGUAUUGUCUGGAGGUCCAACAGAGCUGUCCAUUCAUCCUGCCCGAUAACCAGGAUUUAAUCCACGGUGGCACCCCCAGUUUCAUCUGUACAGGAUUGUUGCGAGAGAAUGUGCCAGAGAGCAAAGCUGUGUGCUGUGACGUCCGAUGGGACUCCAACAUAAACGGCCCCUUAGGCCAGGCCCAAAAGAGGACUGCCUCCUCCUGCCAGUCCUCGGUCACGUCCAUCGCCAGCCCCAGACUGUGCAGUGGGCGGCUGAAGUUCUGCCUUCUGGCGCUGGUCCUUCUGCACACUGUCAUUAUUAUAUCAGCCUCCCAUAAUUCCACCAUGGCGGGCGGCACUCUCUCUUUUUGGCUAGAGAAGAGCACCUCCAAUGAAGAUUGAACAUCCAUCAUAUUGUUCUUCACAAAUGUCAACUGUGUGGUGUUGGCAUCUAGGAAGUGUCUGCUGCCAACACAACAUCCAGCACAGGAAUUGGUAGGGCUUGUUUGGUGGACAGGACCACUCCUCUAAAGUACUCACUUGUUUGGUGGACAGGACCACUCCUCUAAAGUACUCACUUGUUUGGUGGACAGGACCACUCCUCUAAAGUACUCACCUCGUCCCACUUCAAUUCUUUCUAUUGACAAUAUCAUCUCUCCUCCCUACAUUUGCUUUCCUUUUGUCUAUUUUUCUCUAUUGUGGGUCUAGAUGACACUUCAAACUGGACAUUGAUCAAGUCUUGACCAUUUCCAGCUUCUCUUUUUGACUUGCUGCAUCCACAGAACUUCUCCUCCGUGCUACCUUGCAUUAUCCAUGUGGCUCUUCUUGCAACACAUUGUAAGCUUCAGCUCACAGAUGUUUCCCUUCUCUCCCCCAAGCCCUUUGAUUAGACAUGUUUGGGCCUCAAGUGCAUACAUAAGGUUGCACGUGCCACGCCGUGUGCACUGCUAGUCUUACAUCCACCUCACCAUGUGUCGCUGCAUGAAGCCAAAACUGUCGGGGUCUCAUUUAUCAACUACAAUUGUUCUUUAUUAUGCUUAUUUUUAUACAACCAAAGUCACACACACACACAAUUAACUCUAUGUCUAUAUUUUCUACAGACAUUUCUCAGUACACCUGCGUUUCACCUGUUAUUGGCUCCACCCCUUUUGCCUGCAGGGAUUGGGGCAACAUAUUUUGCUGUGUAGAAGAUGUUCUUACAAGAAUAAUAUGAAAGAUGUUCUUACAAGAAUAAUAUGAAAGAUGUUCUUACAAGAAUAAUAUGAAAGAUGUUCUUACAAGAAUAAUAUGAAAGAUGUUCUUACAAGAAUAAUAUGAAAGAUGUUCUUACAAGAAUAAUAUGAAAGAUGUUCUUACAAGAAUAAUAUGAAAGAUGUUCUUACAAGAAUAAUAUGAAAGAUGUUCUUACAAGAAUAAUAUGAAAGAUGUUCUUACAAGAAUAAUAUGAAAGAUGUUCUUACAAGAAUAAUAUGCAUGAUACUUGUAGUCAGGCAUUAUGAGCUCUCUUUUGGCAUGCGCUUCAGUGAAAAAAGCUGCACAAAUGCACAGAUUCUCCCCUUAGAUUUCAAUCUGUCACUGCAUGACUUCAUCCAAGAUGUGUAGCACAACCUUAGAUGUGGCCCCUCCAGUCCAAUAACUACAAUGUGGCCCCUCCAGUCCAAUAACUACAAUGUGGCCCCUCCAGUCCAAUAACUACAAUGUGGCCCCUCCAGUUCAAUAACUACAAUGUGGCCCCUCCAGUCCAAUAACUACAAUGUGGCCCCUCCAGUCCAAUAACUACAAUGUGGCCCCUCCAGUUCAAUAACUACAAUGUGGCCCCUCCAGUCCAAUAACUACAAUGUGGCCCCUCCAGUCCAAUAACUACAAUGUGGCCCCUCCAGUCCAAUAACUACAAUGUGGCCCCUCCAGUUCAAUAACUACAAUGUGGCCCCUCCAGUCCAAUAACUACAAUGUGGCCCCUCCAGUCCAAUAACGGUUUUGCACGUAUUUCCUGCUUGACUUUUAUUCCUAUAUAUUUGA